CUAGGCUCCGCCGGGCGCUGCGCUCCAGUCGCUGAGCAGGUCCGUGAGUUGUGAGCGCACUCCAGGCGACUGCCGAGCGGGGCGGGUGCCGGGCUUCUGCAGCGCUACCCUGAGGUGCCUGCCCGAGCCGAUGUGCCCUGCUUCGCUGGGGCGUGAGCAGCCACCGGUUCGGGACAACUUGGGACCGAGGACCUGCGGCAGAGCGUCGGUUGGCGACCCAGAGUCAGCAGGAAGGAUGGAAAUCCUCUAUCAAUGUGGAAGCCAUUAACAGAGUAAUUGCUGUCUGUUGCCAUGACAACCAGCCGCUGCAGUCACCUGCCCGAAGUCCUGCCAGACUGCACCAGUUCAGCUGCACCCGUGGUGAAGACCGUGGAGGAUUGUGGCAGCCUAGUGAAUGGGCAGCCACAGUAUGUCAUGCAAGUUUCAGCCAAGGACGGGCAGCUGCUGUCAACAGUAGUGCGGACUCUUGCCACCCAGAGCCCCUUCAAUGACCGGCCGAUGUGCAGGAUCUGCCAUGAAGGCAGCAGCCAAGAGGACUUGCUCUCUCCAUGUGAAUGUACGGGGACCUUGGGGACAAUUCAUCGGAGCUGCCUGGAACACUGGCUGUCGUCCUCAAACACCAGCUACUGUGAACUCUGCCACUUCAGGUUUGCAGUGGAGCGAAAACCCAGGCCGUUAGUGGAGUGGCUCAGAAACCCUGGCCCCCAGCAUGAGAAGCGGACUCUGUUUGGAGACAUGGUGUGCUUCUUGUUUAUAACCCCCCUGGCCACCAUCUCGGGCUGGCUGUGCCUCCGGGGCGCCGUGGACCACCUGCACUUUAGUAGUCGGCUCGAAGCCGUUGGACUGAUUGCACUCACUGUCGCACUCUUCACUAUUUACCUCUUUUGGACACUAGUGUCAUUUAGGUACCACUGUCGAUUGUACAAUGAAUGGCGUCGGACCAAUCAGAGGGUGAUUCUCCUCAUUCCAAAGUCUGUCCACGUACCUUCUAACCAGCAAUCCUUGCUGGGCCUCCACUCAGUCAAAAGGAACUCAAAGGAGACAAUUGUUUAAUGUUCUAGUGGUUGACUGGUGGAUUUGUUGUUUGGGGUUUGGAAGUUCCUGCACUGGGACCAUGCACUGAGAUACCCAAGCCCGUCCUUGAUCUUGUGGGUCAAAGAACAUCCAGAACUGCAUCAGCACAUCGCCCGAGCAAUGAACUCCACCAGAAGAAAGCAAAUGCUGUUUUACUUCAAAUUGUGGAUGCUGCAAUCAUAUGAUAUUUGCUAAGCUGCCAAACAUGUUUAUUUAGCAGAUACUGUAUGGAAUUUUCUGAACACCUCUUUAACAUAUGAGGAAGGUUGUCCUGCUAAGGAUGCAAUUCAAUUCUUCCUUUUUUACUAUUUCGAAUAUUUAUAUAUAUACAUAUAUAUAUAUAUGUAUAUAUAUAAAACUUAGAUGAUAAUCAAAAUCUAAAAGCCAAUGUAAAAACUGGUUUCUUGGUUUGGAUGGUUUUAUUUGGGUUAGUUUAUUUGUUUCCCAGUUUAUAAUGUGGAUUCUUUGGGGUAACUUGAUAGCUUGAGUGAUCUUUCCAUCUCUUUCACAUCCUUUAUUCAAGGAGACAGCAUAAUGACUGCAGACUAAGUCAUAUUUGAAGGAUGUUUUGUACUAAACCUCAUGUAAUUAUUCAGUUUUUAAAGGGGAAAAAAGGUGUGGCAACUCUCCACACGGUGAGCUGUUUAUCUAAAUGUUAAGGAAAAAAUUAUGGUGAGAAGCACGCUCCUUUCGACUUGUUUGGUACUGACAGCUGAUAGAAGCUAUUUUCUAAUAAUAAAUAUCCAGUGUGUGAAAGACAAGCCCUGCUGAUUGCAAUACUCUUUCUUUUUUAAUCCUAAAACCUGUGAGCUUCCCCAAGUAGGUUUUAAAAAGGAAAAGCAAAAAGGUUGGCGUUCCCACUCCUGUCUCAUUUAGUGCAUGUCUUAAUUCCGCAUUCGUAAUGAAUUGGAGGAUCAUUAGACAUUUCUAGGAACCCUAGACCUGUUUUGCAUAUCAAUUAGCAUUCUCAUUGCUCUAUUGAAUUUCUAGCUUGACAGGUAGAUGUGAAAAAAAAAAACAAAACCCUGUCCUAGAAGCCCUGCACUUACUCUAAGACCCCCUUUGUCUGAUUUUUUUUUUUAAAAAGCCCCACACAGUGCCUUUUCCCAACUAUGAGCCAAUUCUGUCGCAGGCAGACACAGAUUUUUCUAAGCGCUUCACGUGCCCUUUAUCCAUCUCAGCGUUGGGGGUCACCAGUAGGCUGCUCUGUGGCCUCAGAGGACACUGGUGGGAUGGCGCUGGGCUCCUGCCGUCUCCACCCACACACACUUGAAAAGGAGGGCCCAGCUUCCGGGCACGCUGAAACAUGGAUUUCUAGAACAUGACCCACAUUCUGAGUAUCCAGCUAUGCGCCCCACUCGGGAGAGUAAAGAGCGCAGAGGCACCGGCAGUCGAGGAGGGCGAGUCCGGUCUGCAGACUGAUGGAUGCAGGUGGUCCUUUGUCGGGCUGAGCCUCCAUUCACAGGCUGCUCCCCACGAGGCCCGGAGACAGAAACAGCUGUGCUGCUCGCCACUGCAAAACUCAGAUGUGCUUUAUAGCUUGUGACAAUAGAUUUCCUCCCCACCACGCUUCACCUCGACACUUCAAUUCCAGUAAUCUACGUCUCAGCCCUUCUGUUUACGUGGCCCUGCUCACCCCUCUGGGCUGUCAUUAACUGCAUCACCAUCAACCGUUUCUUAAUUGACCUUUUUAAAAUGCUGGACACCACUGGUUGUGAGCAGCUGUCACACAUUAAAUUUCCACAGCAAAGAGUCCGACUUGGUAGCGUGUGAACUGCACCACUGUAAUAUACUUGAUAAAUGACAUGUCCACCCAGCCUGGGUCCCUGGUCUGUCAGCUGACCCAGCGACACCUCGAAACCAAAUGGUACAACCUUCACUAGAGGACCACACUCCUCUUCCAUGAAUUACAGAAUCAGGAUCGGUUCCUGUUUGAAGCUGCCUGCAGAGAAUUCCUGUCUUGGGUCAGGAGAUGACGGAGAUGACAUAAAGAUACUGCCUGUCAGAGUCCUGGGCAGCUCCCCAGGCUUCCAUGCCAGGAAGGGUGGCCCAUUCAUACUGUGUCUGUGAUGUGUCUCUUUACCCCAGAUUUGCAUCCCCACCCUGCCAGGGGAUGCAGAGUCCAAGCUGCACGUGGAUAGUGGGCAGGCCACCCCUGGCAGCCAAGAAUCCUCUCACAAGCUACGAGCUGGACCUCCUUGUGAGACGCUGUGAUCUCUGUCAGCACCACAGCCCAUCUGGGUUCUGGGCCGUCCAGAUGACAGUCCAUCCCCUUGAUCUUUGAACCCCGAGGUCCUUCAAGGUAGCAGAGUCUAGGGAACCACAAUGCAGGCACCAGGACACCCCGCCAAAACACAGGGACAGGUGGGCCUGCAACCCAGCCUCUGCUCCUCUCUUCCCUGCCGUUGACAUGGAAAGGGCUGGGUCCUCCUGAGGAAGGGCAUCCAUUGCUAAUUGGCAAGAGGGUGCCCUGUGAAUUACCAGCCACCUUGCUAACUUGGAUUCUUCCUUUGCCUCUUUGCUUUUGAAAGGUCAAGAGUGAGUGCAUGUGUCUCUGAAUGUCCUCAUCUGGUAAAAGGACAGAGGACCCAGAGCAGCUGCACAAAUUCUACAGCUCCACAGAGAACUGGGCAGACUCUCAGAAGAACUGUAAAAUCCAAUUAAGGAAAACUAAAUGGCAUGAUUUGGAAGUUACUUCAAUUUGUCUUUUGUUGUCCUGGUUCUCUCCUGCCCCAAGUACUGAGGCUUUGCCACAGAUUGUCACUUUCAGCUGAGCUGUGGCCACAGUCAUUUCAUUUUCAGUGAAAGUAACUCAUCUAGGGCAUGGAAAAGACAAAGGAGAAAAUGUAAGUGAAACCGCAGUUCAGUCAACUGGGCCCUUCAGAGAGUAGCCAGCAGCAGGCCCCACUUCCUCGAGGGCCGCUGUUUCCCUCUGGCCACUGGCUUCUGGCCAGCUCUGGGUCUGAGCCUGCGCCACACCUCUGGCCCUCCUAGUUGAAUUCUGCCAACAGAUUACAGAGCUGCCCACACUCAGAAUAUCCAAAAUGGAAAGAACCCGAGGAGAAGAGAGCUAGGAAAUGAGAUUGCAACUGCUUCCUCCCUACUUCAGUGGAGUUCUGAGAAGCUGCCUGAAGGUCACCCGCAUGACUUGUAGUCCCAGGUGCUAGAGAAGGCAGAGCUUCGAUUCAGAAGCCUGGAGUAGGAUGGGAUUCCAGCCAGCAGGUAGGGACAGGGUUAGGGAUAACUUUAGAAAAAGUAGGUAUGGGCCGGGGAUUUAGCUCAGUGGUUUCGCCACCUGCUGCGCAGGCGCAAGGACCCAAGUUUGAUCCCCGGUACCAAAAACAAAAAAAAGCAGGUAGGGGUCACAGUGGACCUGGCUGGACAUCAUCCUUCUUAGCCAUACACAUGGAGGCUCUGCUGCUGCCCGGAAGCCUCGUGAGGCCUGGUGGUGCCAAGGCUGGAGUCCUGAGAAACUGACACUCCAGGUACUGAUGGCUGGGCAACUGCUGGCUCUCCGAAUGUGUCAGUCCUGCAGAAACACAAGGGCUGCCACUCACCUUUUGGGCUUCACAAUAGUCUGUGUCUAGAAGUUGGCUUUGUGACAUUUUGCUUUCACUUUUCAGUCAUUCUGGCAUGAUUCUGGCUGCUUCCCCAGUGCAGCAGGAAUGAAAGAAAACCAGCUAUGGAGUCAAGACUACCCAAGUUCAGAUGCUGACUCUGCAAUAUCCCACUUGCCAGUUGUGGAAAAAUGAUUCACCCAUCUAAGCUUCAGCUUUUGCCUCUGCAAAAUGGAGACAUCAUCUAUCUUAGCUAUCUAUAAGAUCUGCAAGUCUUAGCUCCCUGCAGUUCAUGAAUGAACAGUGGUACUCUGCUCUUUCUUGCUUUCUGUGCUUUGUUGCUACCACCUGGGUUAUUUUGUCCUAUCCUGAAAUUCACCAAAUACUUUUGAUAAUCAAUCUUGUGUUUUGUUUCAUUUUGUUUUUGGUACCAGGGAUCGAACUCAGGACCUGGCAUUUGCAAGGCAGGCGCUGGAACCACUGAGCUAAAUCCCCGGCCCUACUUUUGAUAAUCAAUUUGAAAGACCAUAAGCAAAUUGUUUUAAAUUCUUUUCAAAAAGAAGAGAGGCUAUUUAUUGAGCAUUGUGUGUAGGAGCAAAAAGAACUAUAAAAGACCCCUCUGAAGGUUGAAAUUAUUGACUUGUUUGAAAUCUUUGCAUUCUGUGUAGAUUUUGUUUUUCCUUGAAUUUCCUGAUACUGGAGUGUAUGGCUAAUUGAGAAUUCAUUGCAGAUAAAAAUUUGCUAGUUCUGAGUCUAGUGCUACAGAGGAAAACAAAUGUAGCUCCUCAGCUGUCUGUGUUCCCAGAAAUGAGGGACCCACGAGCCACUAAAACUGUUCAUCUGGGGCCUUCUUGGAGGUUCUGGUUCCAUGCAUGGAGACAAAAGAAAGAGAGUCGGUUUGGGGAGCCUAGUCUGUUUGGAAACACUCAUUUUUUCACCUUCCAGGGUCAGAGUUUCCCCAUCAAGGAAAUGAAUAGAUAGUCCCCAGCAGAGAUUUUACUUAACCAUAAUUGUGAAUAUCUGGGGGCAAAGAAUUAAGUUAAUCAUAUAUUUUGGUCCUAACACAAUUUCUUCUCUUUUUCUUUCUCUCUCUCUCUCUGCAGGGAGAAGGAUUGGGAGGCAUAAAUUUUUUAUCUUAUCUGCUUUACCUUACACACUACAGUUCCCAGUCGUGGGCAUCCAGAUGCUGUAUUAAUCACCCUUCUCGCCUUGGAUUUGUUUCAGGGUAUUACUAUGGAGACAUCCAUCAGUGUAUUCUCUAUAAUCGAAGAGCAAAUUUUUACUGGCUUAUUAUAAAAGAUAUUACAAAGGAGAUUGAUGAACACCUGCUGAAGAAACACAGGGCAUGGUAUGGAAGCGGCAGUGAGGAUGCUCCCUGCCCUUUAGAGUGUGCCACCUGCCAGGACCUCCCAGGCUCAGCUGUCCAGAAGUGCCCUGCCACACACUCUGUCACCAUUGCUCUGGCCAGGUCCAUGUCCUUUUUUAUUCCACAAAUAAAUAUAAAGUGUCAGGCACUUCCCACAAGCCAUCAGCCAUAUAGCACUUGAAAUUUUUCCUCUUUUAAUCCUCGUAACAACUUUUUAAUCUAUGGCUAUAAACACAAAACUCAGUGAUCUAAGACCACUUAAUCGAAUCUCACCAUUCCAUGGGUCAGUCAGCUCAGGCCCUGCUGGGCAGUCUGUGGCAGCACCUCUUCCAGUGGUCAUAUACAGUCAUAUGUAUGACACAGGUACUCCUCCAUGUGGCCUGUCUCUCUGCACAGCAUCUCAGCUUUAAAACGUCUCUCUACCCAUUGCUGCUCAGGAACCCAAGAAGAAAGACUUCUGUCCCUUUCAUGCAUCCUGGGCUGGCAAAUCCCAGAGCAGCACUUUCUCUGCACCCUAUUGGUCAAAGUAGGCAUAGGCCCUGCUCUUGUGUGGGGAGCCACUCAGACAGGGACAAAAUGGUUUGAGCCAGUUGUAGCUCAGCCACCAGACCCUGUUUAUGGGUGGGAACAUUUAACUAGAGAAGUAGUUACUUGCCUGUAGCAGAGCUAAUAAGAAGCAAAGCUGGGAUUCAGACCUACCUCAGGAACCUAUGCUCCUAAUCCCUGUGCCACAUGCCUCUAGUGGGCACUUUCAAAUAUUUCCCUUCAUUUCUAAUCUCCAUUUUGCUUCCUUUGUGAAACACCCACUGUACUGGUUGAUACAUGACCUGAAUUUGUACCUCUGUAUACUGUUUUGUGUAUAUCUUAAUUUACAUAAAGGGUCUUAAACUUUUCA
This is a messenger RNA of Heterocephalus glaber (naked mole-rat), 6892 nucleotides long. It is a transcript of the gene Marchf3, whose product is annotated as membrane associated ring-CH-type finger 3. Gene Ontology annotation, biological process: protein ubiquitination. Lineage: Eukaryota; Metazoa; Chordata; Mammalia; Rodentia; Bathyergidae. The record is from RefSeq and is a predicted model, not a curated record. Gene Ontology annotation, molecular function: ubiquitin-protein transferase activity; zinc ion binding.